Molecule: messenger RNA, 3925 nt
Organism: Labeo rohita (rohu)
Lineage: Eukaryota; Metazoa; Chordata; Actinopteri; Cypriniformes; Cyprinidae
Gene: setd3
Product: SET domain containing 3, actin histidine methyltransferase
Exons: 13
Coding region: 114-1916 (600 amino acids)
Biological process (GO): actin modification; positive regulation of transcription by RNA polymerase II; peptidyl-lysine trimethylation
Molecular function (GO): histone H3K36 methyltransferase activity; transcription coactivator activity; protein-L-histidine N-tele-methyltransferase activity
Source: RefSeq, a predicted model, not a curated record
CACUGAAGAAGUUAGGUUUUACCAGCAGACCGAGCAGAAGAGGAUUGAAUUCCAGGUUGACAGGAGGAUCCCUGCAGUCAAUUGGAAGCCAUCCUCUCUCCCAGACCAGCAAGAUGGGUAAAAAGAGCCGAGUGAAGACCCAGAAAUCGGGGACCGGGGCCACAGCUGCGGUUUCUCCGAAAGAGAUGAUGAAUUUAAUUUCUGAACUGCUGCAGAAGUGUAGCAGCGCUGCUCCCUCUCCUGGGAAGGAGUGGGAGGAAUAUGUUCAGAUCCGAGCUCUGGUGGAAAAGAUCCGUAAGAAACAGAAAGGGAUGUCAGUAUUUUUCGAGGGAACUAGGGAGGACUUUUUCUCUGAGCUGAUGACCUGGGCUGCAGAAUGCGGGGCUUCUUGUGAUGGUUUUGAGAUUUCCAACUUUGCAGAUGAAGGAUAUGGACUGAAGGCCACCAAAGAUAUCAAGGCAGAGGAGCUGUUCCUGUGGAUCCCUAGAAAAAUGCUGAUGACUGUGGAAUCUGCCAAGAACUCUGUCCUUGGGCCGCUGUAUAGUCAGGACCGGAUCCUUCAGGCCAUGGGCAAUGUGACACUGGCUCUACACUUGCUGUGUGAACGGGCCAGUCCCAGCUCGCCCUGGCUGCCCUACAUCAAGACCCUGCCUUCUGACUACGACACACCCCUAUAUUUUGAAGAGGAUGAAGUGCGCCACCUGCUGGCCACACAAGCCAUACAGGACGUACUCAGUCAAUACAAAAACACAGCGCGGCAGUAUGCCUACUUCUACAAAGUCAUCCACACUCAUCCGAACGCCAGCAAACUGCCCUUGAAGGAUGCUUUUACCUUUGACGACUACAGGUGGGCAGUGUCCUCUGUGAUGACCCGUCAGAACCAGAUUCCUACAGCAGAUGGAAGUCGGGUCACACUGGCCCUCAUCCCUCUCUGGGACAUGUGCAACCACACCAACGGCCUGAUUACGACCGGCUACAAUCUUGAGGAUGACCGUUGCGAAUGUGUGGCUCUUAAAGAUUACAAAGAGGGUGAACAGAUCUACAUUUUCUAUGGUACAAGAUCCAAUGCAGAGUUUGUGAUCCACAAUGGUUUCUUCUUUGAGGACAACGCACAUGACCGCGUGAAGAUUAAGCUGGGUGUGAGCAAGAGCGAACGUUUGUAUGCCAUGAAGGCCGAGGUUCUGGCUCGUGCUGGGAUUCCUGCGUCCAGUAUCUUUGCCCUGCACUGCAGCGAGCCGCCCAUAUCCGCUCAGCUCCUGGCCUUCCUGCGUGUCUUCUGCAUGACUGAAGAGGAACUCAGGGACUACCUGGUGGGCGAUCACGCCAUCAACAAGAUCUUCACCCUGGGCAACACCGAAUUCCCUGUCAGCUGGGAGAACGAAAUCAAGCUGUGGACGUUCCUGGAAACACGGGCUGCACUGCUGCUCAAAACCUACAAGACGACCUCAGAGGAGGACCGCUCCAUGCUGGAGAAGCCCGACCUGUCCCUGCACUCCCGCAUCGCUAUAAAGCUGCGGCUGGCGGAGAAAGAGAUUCUCGAGCGUGCCGUGUCCUGCGGUCAGGCCAAGCGCCUGCACUUCCAGAAGCAGCUGGACGAAGGGGCCCCACUGCCUCUGUAUGAAGAAAGCGACAUCGCCCUUUUGGAGAAUGCAGAUGCCAAGCUCCCCAUCAUCCUGCGCAAACUGGAAGAAGAAGACGAGCGUGUUCAGGAGGAGAUGAACCUGGCUCAAAUCAAGCCGGACGCUGCCUGCCUGGACUCCUCCAAGACGCCCGUUCUUAACGGGCAGUGUAAAGAUCUCAAUGGUACUCAGGAGGAUCCUCCAGGAAGCAAUGCGGCGGUGAAAGAAAGUGAGGUUGAGAAGAGUGACCCGAGUACCAAACGAACUGAAGAUGAACCAAAAGAUGUCGGCAAAUAGUCAUAACCAGAGCACGGAGGCAAUCUUAGUUCCUGCUAUUUAUUUAUUUUCUUUUGACAGACUCAUAAUUAGGAGCAAAAGCUUUCUAAACUAAAGCAGUGGAUUUGAGUUUAAACUUUUUUUGUUUUUUAUUAAAUGCAGCUUAGGUAUGAGCUAGCUCAAGCUAUAAGAAGCCUGUCGUUUUACUUUGUUUUGUUGGAGUUUUUAUGAGUGCCACAUUUGGUUUCUUUUGUAGUAGCUUCGCUCGUGCUGCCAGUAAGGUUAAUGAGAUGAAAGAAGUAACCAAUCACAUGGACUCCUGUCUAGAUGAAGGCUUGCUCGGACUUCAUGAAAUGAAUGAAAUAUAUCUAUAUCGAAGACUUUAACAUGGUAACGUUGCCAAGGAUGUUUCUGUUUAGUCACCUAAUGCGGACUUAGGGAAUUUAAUCUCUCUAACCAACUGUUUCUGUAAAUCAUAACAGAAACAUGCUUGACGUUUAGUGCUGCUUGACAAUCAUUACUCUUAUGUUCUGACAUUGAUCUCUAAAGAGAUCAUCACUGCCUCGCUGCACGCUACUUUACUCGCAUAAAAAGUAAGGUUACUGAAAGUCCCAAAAAAGUUUAUAUUUUCAUUUCAGAGAACAGUAAGUGUGCAAAGUGUGCAUUAGUUUUGGUUUUGAACGUUGUAACCUGAACCAGGAGAUGAGAGGUUUCUCUUUGCAGUGAAUGUAAUUCAAGGUUUGUGUGUUAAAGCCAUUCACUCUUUAUUAUGCUUUAUAUUCAUUUGAAUCCUUCUGUGCUUAUGAAACACUUUGCAGUUAAUGGACAUCAAGACUAUGAUCUCUAAGGACUAACUUCUAACAUACAUGAUCUUUGGGAAAUCGAUUUUUAUUUUCCUUAUUUUUAUGUAAGUAUUCACUGCAACACCAGAAUUCUCUCUCACAUUUGUCAUGCAACUGUUGUGGUCAUCUUUAAGCCUUAACGAAUGUCAUUUAGUUGGAUUUCAGAUACAGAAACACUGAUCCAGGAUGAAGACUGUGUGCAGUUACAAAUGUGCAUCUCUCAAAAGCCACAACUCUGCUCCUGUCAACUUUCAAAUAACAAAACAUUGAGGGCUUUUAAUUAAAGGAAUAUUUCACCUAAAAAAAUGUUUUCCCAUUUUUCAGGUCUAGAUUAUCCAUUACUUACUGAUAAUCUUCCAUCUUUUCCUCAGACGAAGCUAUCAUAUGGCUUCGGAAAACUGAUAUAGUGUUUUGUUAAAUUAAAUUAAAUCUUAGAGCUUUGUACCUCUACACUGUAAAAAAAAACAAAAAAAAAAAACAAUUUGUUGAUUUCAACUUAAAAUAAUUUGUUACUCGGCUGCCUUAAAAAAUUAAGUUCAGUCAACUUGAAAUGUUAAGUUGUACUAAGUGACAACUUAGAUAUUUGAGUUCAUUCAACUUAACAUUUUAAGGCAGCUGGGUAACAAGUCCAGCAAGUUUAACAAACCAAAUUUUUUGUUUAGUCAUCUUAAAUAUCUAAGUUUUCAAUUAGUACAACUUAAAACUGCAGUGUAACAAAUUAUUUUAAGUUAAACAAAAAAUUUUUAACAGUGUACCCAGUUGAAUAAUCCAUCGGUAGUGACUUGUAUUCAAAAUAUUGAAAUAUACCCCCAAUGUUUUGUUAUCCUUUUGAAGUUUGUACAUGUAUGGAACUGGAAAUCACAUUUCAGUUCAAGUGUUCUGCCCAACUAAACAGCACUGUUCAAUAUACUGUUCAGAAUGGUUUAUGUUGACAGAUGUUUGAGUGUAUUGAAGCCUGUCACUUGUUCUUGCUGCUUCUGUAUAUAGAUUUAUAGCUUUGGAAAGCUAACAGCUUUAAUACACUUAUUUUCAAAUCUUUAAUGUGAUCUAGCCAUAAAGAAAAUACACAGUGGAUAGCACUGACUCCCAGUGCAUCAGUGCAACUGUAUAGGUAAGAGCCAUUAGAGUCUGUCUACAAUGACAAGUCCAAGAUUAAAGUUCUGUGCAUUUUUCACCUGAAUCGAAUAA